This is a messenger RNA of Poecilia latipinna (sailfin molly), 1402 nucleotides long. Its product is annotated as transmembrane protein 182-like. The transcript has 5 exons. The record is from RefSeq and is a predicted model, not a curated record. Gene Ontology annotation, cellular component: membrane. Lineage: Eukaryota; Metazoa; Chordata; Actinopteri; Cyprinodontiformes; Poeciliidae. Bases 136 to 909 code for a protein of 257 amino acids.
CAUUUACCCUCCUCUCGCUGGAACAGACUGACAGGACUUUUUAGGGACCGGGAGAGAGGAUUUAGUUUAGGCGGUUGCUGGUGAGGACCUGAGGACUUCAGGCUCCAGGACGAGGGACAAAGAAGAUCUAGGAACAUGAAAAUAGGAGCUGCAGCUUUGGCUGGGGGGACUUUUGGGGUGGUGGGCACCCUGUGUUUCCUCGUGGCCUUCAGUACCGACUACUGGCUGGUGGCCGUAGCAGACUGUAACUCAGAUGAGGACACCAAACCCCACCCAACAAGGGGCAAAGACGCUAACAGGACAACGAUCCAGCCACACGAAGCCGCAGCUGUUGCUCCUUCGUGGCUCACUCUGCACCACGAGGGGUUUUUCAGGCGCUGUAUGUAUCCAGUGGAGCCCACGACGCCGGCGCUCCUGGCCUCAUUCAUCACCUCGCCUGUUCAAACUGCAGCAAACCCGCUGGGGGCUAAGGUGUGUUUCCGUGGUUACCUCUUCCCGCUGCCAGUCGCACUUGGACACGUGCCUGAGACGGUUUAUGAUGCUACUGCAGUGUUCCGAGGGCUCUGGACCGUCCUGAUCGUAGUCGGGCUGCUCUCCGCUCUGACCGGAGGCCUCCUGCUGGUCUGCGGCGUUCCCUUCAUCAGCAGCAAACUGUACCGGCUGGGCGGGGCGUUCCUCAUCGCUGCCGCCGUCCUGCUCCUGCUCCUGCUGCUGUUCUUCGUACUCUGGAUGGAGGCGGUGGACGUGAGCAGCUAUGUCCUGCAGAAGGUGAGGGAAGAUUGUCCGGACGCCGCGGUCUCCGUACACUACGGCCUCUCCUUCAUGGCGGCCGCCGCCGGUGUUCCCCUAGAGGUCCUGUCCGGGCUGCUGUUCCUGCUGGUGGGCCGCACGCUGAGCGCCGGCAGAUGAGCCGAGCGAGCGGCCGGCCAGAGAGACGAGAAGGGACACAUUUUAUUGUGGAACACGCAGUGCCAUGCAAAAGUUUUCACACUUUUUCACUUUUUUUGUUUUUUUCCACAUUACAGCCACAAACAUCAAUGUAUGUCAUUUGGGAUUUGGGAACUACUUUUUGAUUUAGCUGCAAGUCUUCUGGACCUUCACCUUCUUCAAAUGAAGUGGAAUUGGUGUUAAAUAUUUUGUAAUUUUAUAGAUAUUAUUCAGUGUUUCCAGAGAGGUCAUCCAAGGUCAAAGAGUCCCCGCGUCUACAGAAUCAAGGAAAUUUGGUGUCAAUCAGCUGUACUGCAACAUUUUUUACAAAUAUAACACAAUUAAAUUUAUCAGUUUUGUUUGCUAAUUUAUUUUAUUUCCUUUAUUUAACUGGGUAAAAACCCCACUGAGAUCCAAAUCUCAUUUUUAACAGAGAACUGGGCAGAAAUCUGCAACACACAACAACCUGGUUACA